Asterias rubens (European starfish) is the source of this 3552-nucleotide messenger RNA. RefSeq names its product actin-related protein 5-like. Bases 143 to 1918 code for a protein of 591 amino acids. Gene Ontology annotation, cellular component: Ino80 complex; cytoplasm. The transcript is spliced from 13 exons. Lineage: Eukaryota; Metazoa; Echinodermata; Asteroidea; Forcipulatida; Asteriidae. Gene Ontology annotation, biological process: regulation of DNA-templated transcription. The record is from RefSeq and is a predicted model, not a curated record.
GUCCCUGUCUGAUGUCGACUGCUUCAAUCAAAAGGAUCAAAAGUGAUUCUUUUCUUUAGUUUUUUAUAUAUUUAUAAUUGAAAGCGACUUUGGUGGAGAUUUUUAUGUUUUCAAUAGUAUUGUAGCUCUACAGGAAUGUAGAAUGGCAGCUGAAGAAUAUUCAGAAUCAAGUGAUACCUUCAGGUUCCGAGAUGGUCAUCUUAACCGCACUCCUGAUAAAUAUCAUAAAUACCCGGAAGCUAUUAGAGGGAGUGACACUCCACUCAUUAUUGAUAACGGAUCUUGUUACUGCAGAGUGGGCUGGGCCAGUGAUCCUUCCCCCCGUCUUGUCUUCCGUAGCUUAAUCGCUCGCCAACGAGGCAAGAAAGACUAUGAGUCUCAGAUCGGAAACGACAUUCCUAAUGUGGAGACGAUACGCUGGUUGCUGAAGACACAGUUCGACCGUGAUGUGGUCACAAAUUACGACUCACAAGAGCUUGUAUUUGAUCACAUCUUUUCGCAUCUUGGUCUGGACACAGAGGGCGCUGUCACACAUCCUCUAGUACUGACAGAGACAGUUUGUAAUCCGAGUUACUGCCGGCAGUUGAUGUCGGAGCUUUUGUUUGAGUGCUACCAUGUUCCUAAACUGGCUUUUGGUGUGGCUAGUCUAUUCAGCUUCUAUCAAAACUUCCCGAGCUCAGGAACCUCUGAUGGUCUGGUACUCUCCUCUGGUUACCAGACUACCCAUAUUCUUCCAAUAAUUCAAGGCAAAAUAGACGUCACACAUAGUCGACGAGUCAACAUCGGUGGUCUGCAUUCAGCAACAUUCAUGCAUAAGUUGCUGCAACUGAAAUAUCCAGCACAUUUUGCUGCUAUUAAUUUGAGUAGAGCCGAGGAGCUGGUGAAUGAGCACACAUACGUAUCAGUGGAUUACAAUGCAGAGGUGAAUGACUGGCAGUCGCUACCCUACUGUGAUAAACACAUGCAUAGAAUACAACUACCAUUUACACCGUUGCCUGGAUGGUCCUCCGAAGAUAAGAAACAAGACAAGAAACAACAGCAGAUAAAACGCCUUCAGGAGAUCAAUGCUAAGAGGAGAGAAGAAAGACUUGCUGCUGAAGAGGAUAGGAUGCAGCAAUUGAAGAGUGUUCAAGAACUCCUUGAAGACGAAGAUGAAGAAGGUUAUCAGAGAGCUCUACUGGAGCUGGGAUACUCCUCAGGGGCGGAGCUACAGUCUAUGAUUGACAAGCUGACAGCAACCAUUCAGAAGAUCAAAGACAAGAUAUCGGGGGUGAGCAGCCAAUCACAGCAAGAGCUUUCCCAAAUUGACCAAUCACAGGAGACUCGAACAAAGAUCCCAGACGGUGAAGGAAGCGAUAACGAGUCUGAGAAGGGGAAGUUAUGUGAUCUUGAUCUGCUUCUGAGAGAAGUUGAUCAGGACUAUGACAGCAAAGAAACCAGUCCCCAACCUACUCCUAGGAUGACCUUUGACCUUGCCGAAUACUACCAGCUUCAACUCGGAGUAGAGAGAAUUCGCAUCCCAGAGGUCUUGUUCCAACCGUCCAUCAUUGGUCAUGAUCAGGCUGGACUGGCUGAAACCUUGGAUCAAGUCUUAAGGAGUUAUGACAGUAAGACGCAAGAUAGAUUGGCACAGAGGGUUUUUCUGACUGGAGGUAACAUGAUGUAUCCUAAUAUGAAGGAGAGGAUAGAGACUGAACUGAUGGCAGUGCGGCCGUUCCAAUCAACAUUCCAAGUCAUUCGAGCAGGAGAUCCAGUUCUGGAUGCGUGGCACGGAGCUAAGAAAUGGUCCACCUCUCCUUCUUUAGCCAAUGAUGGGUUUGUGACGAGGGAGGAAUAUCUUGAGAAAGGAGGAGACUACCUUAAGGAACACAUCGCAUCCAACAGAUGCAAAACUAUUCCUGGCGUGGUUCAAACAUGACGACCCCCUGCCAUUCCAACAUAGCCCUGCCAUUCAGUUAGAAGUGGAAUCUACAAUAAAAUACCACAAGACUUCAUAACUACAUCAAAGGCUUUUUUUUAACACUGUUUUAUUCAGUAUUUACAUGGCAACAAUGCAUGUUAUGUUUAUGAUUUUUUUAAUAGUUCUAUUUUUUUAAUAUUUUUUUUUACAAAAACUGAAUAGUUCAGUGACAAGUUUUUUGUUGAAAUGCUUAGAGCCAGUACACAGCUACUACUAAUGGAAUUUAAGCGGUUAUUUAGAAUGCUUAUUCAAAGUGUUUUUCCUAGACACAAAACAUAAACAGUGAGGUAAAUAAAUGAUUUUAAAAGAGAUUUUUACAAAAGGGAUUUGAAGUGCACAUACAGGGUCAUAUUUUCAAGCACCUUUUGUGUUGCAGAAGUUUACCAGCAAAAUGCAAAGCAAGAAGCUAUUAUUCAAGUAGAUUAUGAACCCUUGACACAGAAUAGCUGAGAGAAAUUGAUGAAAAUAUAAUACAGUCUUUACAUCAGUAGAGACUAUAUGUAUCAUACAAAUUAAUUUGAGCAAUGGCUCAUUAUUGUGGACAGUUUAGCUACCCAAGUAUAAGAUCUUGAACAGAUUAAAAUUGUUAAAAUCCAAGUUUCUGCUAAGCAAGAUUCGUCUGUGCUUUGCACGUUUGUGUGCUUACAGGCUUUAUGAAAACAUUACCUAGUGCAUCAGGAGAUCCUGGACUUGAUUUAACAAAACGCUAAGAUCACUCAUUUUAGGAUGUGUUGUCAGUAUUACCAUAGUGAUUUGUAUUGUGACAUCACUUUGCUUUGCAAUCAAGAUCGAUUCACAUCUUAAGAUCGAACCCUGGCUUGCGUCUCCUCAAUGUGAUAAGCAUCCUUAUAGGUUUUUGGGGACUUGCCGUAUUUAAAUACCGGUAAUAUUUAUUACAAUACCCUCAUACACAAGUAAAUCUUAUACUCGUAACUCUCGUCACAGUGCUACUUGCUGUGCUAAGAAAAGGAAGGCAGUUUAUUUUUUCCUUUAAAAAAAAAAGAAAAUUGUUUACUGUAAUUAUUUGAAUACAUGUACAAAAGUUUUAAAUCAAAUGAACAUUAAAAAGAAAUAAAUGAAAUGACAUAAAUGUAUGCAAGCAUGCUUGUACUGUUUAAAUAAGUGUUUUUUUUACUAAAUGCUUUAAAUACUCUAGCUUUCCGAGCUUUUACUUUUAUUUCUUAAGAAUUUUACUAAUUACCAAGACAAAAGUAAUUUUACACUUUCCUCUCAAGACUUUGACAAAAUUCUGACACAACUUCUUAAACAUCGCCUUAGGCUUAAAUCACAAUUAAUAAAAACAAGCAAACUAGAAGCUUUUUUUUGCAACUAACAAUAAUACUUACUUUACACGAGAGUACUUCUAGCAUACUCGGGUUUUUACAGAUUGUCAAUCAAAUAAAAAACAAUAUUUUUAAUAACAAAGCCAGAUUGUCUAGAGGUUUUCUACCCUAGGAAUUUGAACAAAUAACCAAGCCAACGUUUUCUUUGGGCCAUAAGACAAAAAAAGACUUGAUUCAAGUAUUUUGUGUAUACUAAGAAAAUAAUUGAGAACGGUUAUUGGAUAGUUGUAAUAAACAUACAAAAAUAAA